UGAUUGGUUUAAAUUAUCAGGCUGUGGCAUUCAGACCAAUAGCUGACCCCAAUAAAUAAAGCCGGCCCAAAGUUGCGCAGAACAUGCGCAGAAUUACACAACAAACCAAGAUGGCAGCGCCCAUGAUCGGGGUUGAAGUUGGGAAGUUUGUUCACAUUAAAUCAAGAUUUAACUCUGAAAAUGAACUAGUUAGUGAAGAGCCUUAUCCAAGAAGCGGCCACUGCUGCGCGACAGAUGGCAUCAACCUAUUUGCGUUUGGAGGAUACCAUCCUGAAUAUUGCAAGAAAACGAAGCGAAAAGGUCACAUAGUUAUCAGGAGACAUGAAGUUUUCAGAGAGAUGUGGUGCUUUAAUCUUGCCAAAGAGACGUGGCAUGAGGUCAGCAUGGCGGGAGAUGUACCACAUGAAACGGCAUCAAUGUCAAUGCUGCUCAGUGGGCACACACUCCUGCUGUUCGGCGGCACCUGCUACCCUUGGGGACAAACCAGCAAUGCAGACGUCAUCUGCUUCAAUUUGAAGGAAAAGAGGUGGUCGGCCUUGACAUGCGAAGGUCAACAGCCUCCUGGAAAAUAUGGACACGCAAUGUCUCUUCAGCACAACCGCCUGUUUCUCUUUGGAGGCUGCCGGCAAGUGUCGGAAGAGGACUUCUUGUUCGAUGCGGACCUCCACUCCUUGGACCUCAGGAACCUGACCUGGUCUCUGCUGUCCAACAUGGAGGACCAGAACGACGCCGAAGCACCCUCGAGAGUUAUGUACAGACACGGCCUGGCGUGGCACGAGAAUAAACUGUACAUCAUUGGCAACAGUUGGAAAGAGCUGUACUCUAUGUCCAUAUAUCAGAGUGAGGUUCACGUGUACGACUUGGAAACUAACUCCUGGGGUAAGGAAAGAACACUACCGUGUCCCCAGAAUGGCCACCCAAACAGGAGACAGUACCAUAGUUGUGUGCAAUGGAAAAAUGUAAAUAUUGUCCUUUAUCGAUUGAUGUUUGCCUUUGAAGAAGUCUACAUUUGUGGAGGGCUCUACAACAUGGUGAUCUUUGGAGAUCUUUGGAAGCUGGAGCUACCCAGCUUACAGUGGAGUCUGUUACCAACUCAGAUGCCGGUACCAACGUUCUUUCAUUCAGCUGCAAUAACAUCUACCAAAUGCAUGUAUGUCUUUGGCGGUACGACUUCUCCGGGAGAUGGCAAACGGACCAACAACGUCUUCAGAAUAUGGCUGGCCCUGCCCCCUCUCACGGAUAUCGCCCUGAGGAAAGUGCUGUCUCUACUACCCGACCGAAGCAAGGAGAGUAUAGCUAGCCUGCAGGAUUUGGGCAUACCCAAGAAUAUCAUGGAUAGAUUGAAACAUGUUGAAUGAUUCUUAUGUCAAGGAUACUUAACAAUGUUAUUAUCUUUAGAAUUAUUCAAGUUAUAUUUUUGUAUUAUUGGGAGAGUUCUGAAAAGAUGAAACGUAAAUAUUGGGCAAGGCAGCAAGAUACAUCAAAAUAAAUUUGUUGGGUUCCACAUAUCCUUACUCAUAAAGCAAUUUGGUUUAAAUAUAAAAACCGUGCAUUUUAUUUGAUAAACUGCUAUGAAAGAACAUUAGCUUAUAUUGCUCAAGUUUUAUAUAAGAAACAAAAAGCUGCUGCAACUACUCAUCUAUCUCAAAAGCCCCCAAAUAUAUAUAUAUAUAUUAUAGUUUUUAAAAGAGGAAUUUGUGUCUCACAGUUUAACUUCAAGUUUAAUUGUAAUCUAAUCGGUCAUGAAGUGCGUUUUGAUUUGGUUACCGGUUUCAUCGGUUACAUCAUACUAAAGUGCUAACUCCUCAUUCUUACGCUCGGAGAUACUUUGAAGCCAUCCUGCGCGCAGACAUUUUGAAUUCAUGUGCGUGUUUGUAAUAUGUAAUAGAAUGACAGAAAGAAAUUACUGUCAUGAACAAUUGUGAAAUUGAUCAACCCUUUAUGAAUAAUUUAAGACGUAAUUUUUCUAGAAUCAUAAUAUGAGGGUGAUGGAAACAAAAUAAUACAAUAAUAGAUUAUUUGUAUGCAGAAGCUAUUUUAUUUACAUGUUAAUUUUAUUACAGUUAUUGCAACAGUGUCUUAAUUACGUGUAUCCCUGUGAAAUUAACCGGCGCUGCACGGGAUCCAAACAAUUACUGGAUUUUGAAAGGUUAAACAAAAUAUACAGAAUGUGCCCAAAAAAGUGCAACAUUCAGAAAACAAAUAAUUAAAACUGUUUAAUGUUUUUUUUCUUCAAUGAAAUUAUAUUUGCAUUAGGCCAAAAAAAAAGUCUUCGGUUUCUGGUAUGGAGCUUGCCUCAAAAGUGGUGCAGCAACGUGGCUAUUUUCUUUUGUUUUUUGUACUUUUUUUCCCUUCAAAUGUCAGCUAAUGACUAGCCUGCAAAUGGUGCCCGACUAAAUUUAGUGCAAAAUGUAUGGGAGC
This is a messenger RNA of Patiria miniata (bat star), 2421 nucleotides long. Its product is annotated as kelch domain-containing protein 10-like. The transcript is spliced from 8 exons. The coding region runs from base 84 to 1358 and encodes 424 amino acids. Gene Ontology annotation, molecular function: protein binding. Gene Ontology annotation, biological process: positive regulation of stress-activated MAPK cascade. The record is from RefSeq and is a predicted model, not a curated record. NCBI's taxonomy places the organism in Eukaryota, Metazoa, Echinodermata, Asteroidea, Valvatida, Asterinidae.